Messenger RNA from Penicillium bovifimosum, 912 nucleotides. RefSeq lists its product as uncharacterized. The record is from RefSeq and is a predicted model, not a curated record. Gene Ontology annotation, molecular function: nucleic acid binding. NCBI's taxonomy places the organism in Eukaryota, Fungi, Ascomycota, Eurotiomycetes, Eurotiales, Aspergillaceae. The transcript has a single exon. The coding region runs from base 1 to 912 and encodes 303 amino acids.
AUGACAAAGGUGGCGCAGUGUAGUGAGCGCUCGAUCACUAACAUACGCAAGAACUUGCGGUUAUUCGGUAGUGCCAGAUCUCCCCCAGUUUCGGUCGGCCGACAACCAAGUAUCGCUCCUAGCAUGCUUGACGCCCUCUGUGACCACCUCGCCAAAAAGCCUGGCCUAUGCAUCGAAGAGAUGGCUAUCUUCCUAUGGGAUGAGUUCAACAUUCUACCAUCGUCAUCUAGCAUCAAACGUGCUCUUUCACGGACGGGCUGGACAAAGAAGAAAGCCCAACAGAAAGCCAAAGAACAGAACCCACAACUACGAGAUUUCUACCAACAUAAGCUAUCUGAAUUUCGGUCACAUCAUCUUGUAUUUGUCGAUGAGUCUGGAUGUGAUAAAAGGAUUGGAUAUAGACGAACUGGCUGGUCACCCCUCGGCGUGACACCGGUCCAAGUGUCGAAAUUUCAUCGCGGCCAGCGAUUCCAGAUACUGCCUGCAUAUGCUCAAGACGGCAUCAUUCUGUCCCGUAUUUUCAAAGUUUCAACUGAUGCCACUUUUUUCGAAUCGUCUUUCGAAUCGUUUAUCGAGCAGCUUCUGCAGCACUGUGGGAGGUGGCCGGAGCCAAAAUCUGUGCUUAUUAUGGACAACGCAUCUUUUCAUCAUUCCGACCGGAUCAAGACCUUAUGUGCUGACGCAGGAGUCAAGUUGCUGUACCUGCCGCCGUAUUCGCCGGAUUUCAACCCCAUUGAAGAAUUCUUUGCCGAACUAAAGGCCUAUAUCAAGAAAGCUUGGUCAGCAUAUGAAGAGAAUCCUGGCCAAGGGUUUCAUGCCUUCCUUCGACGGUGCGUUCAUGAGGUUGGUGUAAAACAGAAGAGCGCCGAAGGACACUUUCGACAUGCGGUUAUAACGAUAGAGAAGAUAUAA